UAUAAAUUAAAAUAUUGCUUCUCCGGCUCUAUGGAAGGAAAUAUACCAACUAUAUCAUAGAGCAACUGUAGGAGAGUAUCGAUAGCGCAGUCAGUCCCCUUAUCCUCAUUGUUGUUAGACCCGAUUGUGCCGAGCUUGGAUCAAAAAGAGGGGAGUCAGAGUAAGAGCGAAAAUAGAUUCAGUAACUAUUUCUUGUGAAAAAAUAUAUACGUACGAGCAAGUCCUCCGUGGAAUUGAUAUGCCUAAUAAUACCUAGAGCAUUUCUGCUUGUAAUCUGAAUAUAUUUAAGCAAGCAGCCACAAAAGGUCAAGGAACAGGACGUUUUGUGGAGACUUUGGGUAACAACAAAGUAUUUUUUUCCCUUGCGGCUUGCUCCUUCGGGCAGCUAUUUAACUAACUGGUGACGUAAACUCUCCUUCACCUGCUGCUUGCCAACCCGCCACGACCUGCUCACCAGUUGCUUCUAAGCUUCAUAUCACAGACCAACCUUGGAUUCUCUUGAAGUAUCGCGGUAUUCUGCCCGACUACUGUGGAUGUGUAUGCUGGAGACUGAAGGCUGGAGACAUAGCAUGAUUGCUGCGUCCGUAUCCCGUGUGCUGGAGUAAACCCUCACCAACCUUUAGGGCUUCCUGAAUCCGAACCAAUGCGUACCACUCUUGCGGUUUACUAAACUCCAUUUUAAUUCCCAUGCUUUUCGAUUUGAGAUACGCGACCUCGGACCUCCUCCCGUUCUAUCUUCACAUACCCGAUUGAAUUCCCCCUCCCCCGGUCAGGGUAACGACCGUCGACUGCCAACAUGCUCGAAGGCAUCGUUGCGAACCUGUUAAACAGGUUUCUGGGCAUGUACGUCAAAAAUUUCGAUGCGGGACAACUCAAUGUUGGGAUCUGGUCUGGCGACGUGAAACUGCGAAACCUUGAACUGCGGCGGGAAGCCCUCGACCAGCUCCGUCUUCCCUUAAAUGUCGUCGAAGGUCAUCUUGGAGAACUUACCUUAUCAAUACCCUGGUCAAAUUUGAGGGGCCAGCCAGUGAGGGUCCACAUACAAGACGUCUUCCUACUCGCAGCACCCAAAGAGGAUGCCACCUACGACCCAGAAGAGGAAAAACGACGGCAACAUGCGAUCAAGAUGGAGAAACUCGAAAGUGCAGAAAUACUUAAGGAGCAGCAAAGCACUGACGGAAUGUCCCAAGAAGAGCGGUUAAAAAAUCAGAGCUUUACUCAAAGUUUGACUACCGCUAUUAUCGACAAUCUACAGGUGGAGAUUAAGAAUGUGCAUUUCCGCUACGAGGAUUCCAUUGCCGCCCCGGGGCAUCAUUUUGCCGUAGGCAUAACUGUCAAGGAGCUCAGUGCUGUCAGCACGGAUGCUGAUUGGAAACCCACAUUUGUUCAGUCCACAUCAGGCACAAGCCAUAAAUUGGCUGUCCUAGAAGCUCUUGCUGUCUAUUGGAAUACGGAUGUGGAACUCUUCGGAUCAGGCACCGGGGGAAAUGGCGAAGGCAUGGGCCUGAGUCGUGAGGAGUUGAUCAGUAGACUCAAGGCCGCCAUCAAUGAAGAAAACCACCAGUUCAUGCUGAAACCCGUUAGUGGCAGAGCGGGCCUCGAGAUUGAUAAAACUGGGCGGACAGAUCGACCAAGAAUCAAGGCGAGGUUGCUUUUUGAUGAACUUGGCUUUGUCCUUGAUGAAGAUCAGUACCGUGAUGUGCUGAUGCUCGUUGAUUUAUUCCACUACUUUAUUCGGCAUCAAGAAUACAAGCAACACCAACCGAAAGUUCGACCCAAGGAAGACCCAAGAGCUUGGUUACAGUUCGCUGCAAAUUCUGUUCUUAGCAAAAUCCACGAACGGAAUCGGCGUUGGACAUGGGGUUAUAUUAAAGAACGAAGGGAUGAUCGGGUCUCAUAUAUCAACUUAUUUAAAAAGAAAAAGAGGGAGGAAACUCUAUCGCCAGAAGAAGCUGCGGAACUGGGCCGUCUGGAGGAGAAACUUUCCUAUGAAGAUCUCAGAUUUUGGAGGUCAUUAGCAAGGAACCAAUUGAGGAAGGAAAAUGUUGGAGUUAAGAAGCCUGCCAGAAGUCAGACCUGGUCCGAAUGGAUUUGGGGCACCAAGAAGGAGGAGGAAAGUACAACAAUGACCGAGGAGCAGAAACAGGAGCUGUAUGAUGCAAUCGACUGGGAUGAGAAAAAGGCCAUCGCCGAGAGUGUCGAGCUUCCCAAGGACUCUGUCAAGUUCCAGGUAGAUUCUAGCCUGCGAACGGGUAGCUUUACUUUAAAACGAGAUCCCCAAGGAAAAGCAAACGAGGUUCUGAAGCUGGUCUUUGACAAGUUCCGAGCGAAAGCGAAACAACGACCAGAUUCCUUCGUCAUUGAUAUUGACUUAGGAGGCCUUCGAUUGUAUGAUGGAACGACAGAAGGCACUCUUUUCCCGCAAAUAAUUCGAGUUAAGGACAGGGUGACAGAGCUUAAGGACGAAGCAAGCGAGAAGAUAGAGAGCCAAGACCUUGAAUCCCAGGAGGAGGAAACGUUGGACUUAGAUGCCAGCCUUUUCCAUCUUCAGCUAGAACAAAACCCGCUUGAUGGCAGUGCAGAUUCCGCAAUCAAGAUGAAGUUGAAGAGUAUUGAGGUUAUUUACAACCCUGCGGUCCUAGUUGAAGUGGUCAGGUUUUUACGGCCCCCUGAAAGACACAUGGAGUCCAUUGGUGCCCUGCUUGAAACUGCUGGUGCCACUGUCGAAGAGAUUCGACAGCAGACCCGAGCCGGGUUGGAAUUCGCGCUAGAGGAGCACAAGACAGUAAAUGCGCAGCUCGAUAUCCAGGCACCUCUGAUCAUCGUUCCAGAAAGCAUUGUCAAGGAAAGCACCAUAUGUUUAAUCGUUGAUGCUGGUCAUGUCAGUGUUACCAGCGAAUUAGUAUCCAAGGACACUAUUAAGGAUUCGCAGGGAAGACAAAAGAAAGGGUUCAGCGAAGAGGACUACAGGCAGCUCGAAAGUUUGAUGUACGACAAAUUUCUCUUAAAGCUUGAGUCCACUCAAGUCCUUAUCGGCCCUGGAAUCGAGGCCACCAAAGCACAGCUAACCUCGGGCGUCGUUUCGAAAAAUUUCCAUAUCAUUGACCGCAUAAGUAUGCAUUUCAUGCUUGAAUUGUGCAUUGUCCCGAAAUCUACGGAACUUACGCGCACGCGAGUGUCAGGCCGUCUGCAAGAAUUGCAUGCAUCGAUGUCUGACACAAAGUAUAAAAAUCUCAUGAGGUUGAUUGACAUUGCGAUUCCGCGGAUCGACGAAGAAACCCAAGAUUUCACUAAGUUACAGGGAGCCCCAAGAGAAAGGUCCGGGACAGAUGCCUCAACUAGGAAACCAAGAUCAUCGUCAUUCCAACUGCCUAGCCUACCGGAGAUCACUGUCGAUGAAACUGAUUCAGUUGCGGAAGAGUCAGGCGGUCGCACUGUCGAGAAGGGGUCCAGACAGCCCACCAACAUCCACAAGAGAAUAUUUGAAUUCAAAUUUACAGUUGACACACUUCGCGGUUCGCUUUACCGCUCUGACCCUAAUGGGGAAAGCGCUGAUAAGUUGCUGGUAGAGUUGGUUGCCAAACAUUUCCAACUGGACUACUACCUUCGCCAAUACGAUAUGGUUGCAGAAAUUCUCCUAAACUCUCUUAGCGUGGAUGAUUAUAUCGAGGAUUCGCCGUCCCCGGAUUUUAAGCAAAUAAUCUCCUCCAAGGGUUCUGACGCAAAUGAAGAAAGGGAUUUGUUCAACCUGAGGUUUGUUCGUGUGAAUCCGAAAUCUCCGGAGUUUAUAUCGACCUAUGAUGGCACAGAAAUGAAUUUGGACCUUGCAAUAUCAACUAUAAACCUCGUUGUGACAAGGAAAACGCUUCUUACCCUGCUGGACUUUAUCCUUAUCACCUUUACGAACCCGGGUAACAAUAACAAUAACAAGGCACAAGAACAGGCACAAGCUGACACACCGUUACUGGAUCAUCCUGAGGAAGAACAGCAACAGCAACAACCUGGGCCUGGGAAAAUCCGUAUUAAAGCGAAAUUGGAAAGAAUUGCUCUCAUUCUCAAUGAUGAUGGAGUCAGGCUUGCUACGAUAAGUUUAAAUGCCGCUGAUGUUGGCAUCUUUUUAACCGGCCCGUCAAUGAGAAUUGAAACUCGGAUGGGUAGCUUGACUCUCUUCGAUGAUAUGAACCAUUCGCAGUCGGCGGUACGAAGGUUAAUGAGUAUCGAAGGAGACGACUUUGCAGAUUUCAAAUAUCAGACCUUCGAUCCCGAGUCCGAAGAUUAUCCUGGAUAUAACUCUGAAGUAUUCUUGCGAUCUGGCUCGAUUAAAAUUAAUUUCAUUGAGGGUCCUUAUCAGAGAAUCAUCAACUUCUUAGUUAAAUUUGGGAAAAUGCAAGCUAUUUUCAAUGCUGCACGCCAGGCUGCGGCGAACCAAGCGAACCAGAUCCAGGAAAAUGCUUCACUGAUGCGCUUCGAUGUCGUGGUUAAGACACCUAUCCUCGUAUUCCCUCGGAUUACCGAGGAAGACAGACCGAGGGAUUUCGUGACUGCGCAUUUGGGAGAGAUUUACGCCAAUAAUAAGUUCAGCCCGCUUGACGAUGAAAGAAAAAGCCCAAGUGUCAACGUGAUUUCAGCUGGAAUUCGCCAUAUUCGAUUGACUUCAAACUUCUGGUAUGAGGACGAUUACUGUGAAGAAUUGCAGAUGAUUGAGAAGGUGGACCUCGAUUUUACCAUACUUUAUCUUGACCACCAGGCCGGCGUGCCUCGUCCAGACAUCGAAAUUGACGGGUCUAUGUCUCCAAUCAAUCUCAGAAUAUCUCAACCGCAGCUUAAAUUUUUACUGGAGCUGUCGAAGACUAUCUCAACAGCUCUUUUGCCAGAUCAGGAUCUCCAGGAAGCAGAAGCAAUCGAAGCACUGCCUCCCUCCACCACGGAACCCGCAUUCCCCGGCACCCCCAGGCCGAGUCAGGAUUUAACCCCUGUGCAGCCCCAUUCAAACCCCAACGGUGAAGCUGAGUCAGACCCAUGGAUACGUCUUGAUAUGGCAUUCCGGGUUGAAACGAUUGGUCUCGAGCUAAUUCUGGCGAAAGAUGGCCAGCCAGUUGGACGUUUAGAUGAAUCCAGCCUGUCUAAAUUUUUCUUGAACAAUACAAAUGUCAAACUUCGAAUGUUGAGUGAUGGUGCGCUUGAAUCGGAACUCCUGGUGCACUCAUUCAACAUCCGAGACAGUCGAACCAAAGGAACAAAUCGUUUUCGCAAAAUUAUGUCUCUUAUCAAUACAGAAGUGCAGCAGCAGUUCAUGGCCAGCGUGUCAAUUUCCGGAGGUGAAGAAAAACACCUAAUCGCUAUGCUUACCAUUGAUAGCCCAAGAGUCAUAUUUGCCUUAGAUUAUCUUUUCGCGCUCCAAUCCUUUGCAAGUGCAGCUUUUGCCAACGACGAACACCCUGCAGCCGAUGAUGAAGACGAGGAAACGGAGGAGACGGAAUCUGUACCACCUUCGCCCAGUUCCCCUGUGAAAACUUCUCCCUCAGGAGCUACCAAUGGUUCUAAAAAUGCGAUGACAUUUUCUUUCAGAGUCAACAUAGUUGAUGCCCAAAUGAUUCUAGUGGCUAACCCAGCGAUAACUAAUACCGAAGCCAUUGUCCUAGGUUCGAAGCAAUUAAUAUACUCUCAACAGAAUGCCUCCACGCUGGAAAUGACCAAAGUCGGCAUGUUUCUCUGCCGCAUGGACAAAUUUGAGACCAGCCGGCUUCGACUGCUGGACGAUUUCGCAAUUGCUCUUUCCAUGGAUGUCCAGUCCAAAGGGAGAUGCUCCUCGAUGACAAGAAUCAACAUACAUGUUGAUCCUCUAGUACUUCGACUAUCACUGAGAGAUAUUCUUCUUGCCGUUCAAAUUAUGAACAAGGCUUCUGAAAUGACGAAAUCGAGGGCCGAACCUUUGGAGGAUUCCGAGUCGAAGAGUUUGAAGGAUCAGAAGUCUAUAAAGUCCACUCGACGACGAUCAGUCGGAGGCAGACCUGCAACGUUCCAUUCUGCCAGCUCCAGUUCACAUCAAAAACCCGUUGUUGAGACAGAAAUUGGGAAAAUCCAACAGUCAACAAUCAUGAAAAGGGAGGAAAUGACAGCCCAGAUUGAUGGAGUUCGGGUUAUUCUUAUCGGGGAUUUGCACGAACUACCUCUUCUUGACUGGAGUGUGAAACAAUUUAACGUCGACGUUCGAGAUUGGUCUACCAACAUGAGUGCAGAUACCUCAGUCGACACCUUCCUCAAUGUGUACAAUUUUUCAAAGUCGGUUUGGGAGCCCCUAAUUGAGCCGUGGAAAUUCGGAUUCCACAUGUCGAAGGAAAUAAAUCCAGAUGUUCUAUCCAUCGAAGCUUUUUCUCAUAAGAACAUGGAACUCACGAUUACAUCUGCGACUAUUGCUUUAGCGUCAAAAUCUUUCCAGUUCCUCUCCACUGAGGAGGAUGUCCUGUCGAAACCCCGGGGAGCUGAUGCGCCGUAUAAACUGCGUAAUUAUACCGGGUUCGACCUGAGAGUUUGGGCUGAUACUGACAAAAGCGGAGAAGGGCAUGCCAGGAUGCUGAGUGAUGGUGAAGAAUGUCCCUGGAGAUUCGAAGAUGCGACUGCGAUGCGGGAGAACCUCUCACCAGAAGCCAACGCUGGCAUGGUCGGUAUUAAGCUCGAGGGAAGUGGGUUCGAUGCAAUUAACAGAAUUACUGUUGUCCGCGAAGGCGAAACGUUAUAUAACUUAAAACCAAAGAAGGAAAAAGUACUCCACAAGCUCGUCGUUGAAGUUGUACUGGGGGCGGACAACGUGAAAUAUAUCACCUUACGUUCGCCACUACUCGUGGAGAAUAAAACACAAAUUCCAGUGGAAUUAGGUGUGUUUAGUCCUGAAGAUGGACACCUCCUCAAGAUCGAGAAGAUUCUACCUGGCGAUGCCCGGCCUGCUCCUGUAGGAGCUGCUUACAUGCAUUCUUUAGUGGUUCGACCUGACCAGGGAUUCGGCUACGACUGGUCGAACGAGAGGCUCUUCUGGAAUGAUCUACUGAAGAGGCCCACCAGAACACUCAGGUGCAAUAGCGAAAACGGACAGCAGGCCCCACCAUUCUAUUUCCAAAUGAGUGCAAAUUUUGAUACCAAGGAUCCUAUCCUUAAUGUUUAUCCAUACAUGAGAAUCCGCGUUUCUGCCCCGAUCGAGAUCCAGAAUCUUCUCCCAUACGACUUCAAGUACCGCAUCUAUGACAAGAAUACCCGGAAAGAUUGGACAAACUUCCUUCGAAAGGGUGGCAUCAGCCCUGUACACGUCGUUGAAUUGUCUCAUCUAUUACUCCUCAGUGUCGAUUUGCAAGACACGGCCUUUAGACACUGUGAAUUUGCUAUAAUAAACGGAAAUGCGCAGGAAGACUUCCGGAGGGAGUCGAUCCUUACAGUCCAGGAUGACUCCGGUACGGAAUUACGGCUUGGUCUGCAUUAUUUUACCGUUCCAGAUAGCGGAGGGGCCUUUAAGGUUUCGAUAUUCAGUCCUUAUCUGAUAUUAAACAAGACAGGACUAGAUCUUAACCUCCAAAGCAAGAGCAUGUUCCAGUCGACAAAAUCCGCUGGGCAAGCUAUCAGGACAGAUGGACGCAGUGGCGUUCGGAGGGCUUUGCCAUACAUGUACUCCUAUCCUACCGUGGAUCGCAGAAACAGAUCUAUUCUACGGGUCGAGGGUUCUUCAUGGAGUAAGCCCCAAAGUUUUGAGGCCAUAGGGAGCACAUUUGAAGCCAUUCUACCUGCUUCAAACGGAAGGGCCGAGUACCAUGCUGGCAUUACCGUCGAAGAAGGCGAGGGGAAGUAUAAACUUACGAAAGUGGUCACUGUGGCGCCUCGUUUCGUCCUAAACAACAAGCUGAAUGAAGAUCUGAUUGCUCGCGAACCAGGCUCCCCAAACGUGAUCAGCCUCCGAACGGGUGAUUUAGUACCACUUCACUUCUUGCGACACGCUCCCCAAAAACAACUUUGCUUAUGCUUUCCCGGUGUAAAUAACCAGUGGUCUUCUCCUUUUAACAUAUCGGAUCUAGGAGCUAUCCAUGUGAAGCUGGCCAGGGCCAACCAACGCCAGAAGCUCAUCCGAAUAGAGGUUCUCAUGGAAGCAGCCACAAUAUUCCUCCAUAUCAUUAGCGAAACUUUACAUUGGCCUUUCUCAAUGCGCAAUGAAAGCGAUACUGAAUUUAUGUUUUUCCAAGCUAAUCCUAACCUAGAUGAGGAUGAGGAUUACCGAGAAACUGGCUGGCGUCCAAUCCGAUAUCGCCUCCCCCCUAGAAGCAUCAUGCCUUACGCCUGGGACUAUCCGGCUGCCAAAAACAAGUCGCUUGUUCUGUUAUGUCGUGGCAAGGAGAGACACAUCAAACUAGCCGAGAUUGGGAAUCUAAUUCCAAUGAAGAUACCACCAAUCGAAGAACAUGGCCUAUCAAAGAUUAUCGAUUUAAAUAUCUCCGCUGAAGGCCCUACACAAACACUAAUUCUGUCAAAUUAUAAACCAUCCAAGAGCAUGUACCGCCAGUAUCAUGCCCCGUCCUCACAGACCAGUAUCUCCUCUGGUUUUGAAGUGAAAGAUAUCAAGUCCGAUGUCAACUUCAAAGCACAACUUCGACUAGGUGGCAUUGGAAUAUCCCUUAUCAACCAGAAGCUUAAAGAGCUAGUUUACUUCACCUUCCGGGAUAUCGAAUUCAAGUUUAGCGAAUCAAAGCUCUACCAAACCGUUGAUACGACAAUAAAAUGGAUACAGGUUGACAACCAACUUUACGGUGGCAUCUUCCCCAUGCUGCUCUAUCCAAGUGUGGUCCAGAAAACUGGGAAGGAGAUGGAAGCACAUCCUAUCUUCCAUGCUAAAGUUACCCGUGUUAAAGACGAUUCAUACGGCGUCUUAUAUAUCAAAUACGCCACGCUCCUUUUGCAACAGAUGACUUUGGAACUUGACGAGGAUUUCAUUUUCGCGAUGCUGGAUUUUGUGAAGGUACCUGGUGCGUCAUGGUCUGAGGAGAAGGAAGGAAGGCUUUGUGAUGCAGAUCUAGAUAUCCCAGAGCCACAACAAGAGGAACACGGCAAAGACGUAUAUUUUGAAGUCUUGCAUCUCCAGCCUAUGCAAUUAGAUCUUUCUUUCGUGCGUACCCAGCGAGUGAACGUUGAGGAUACCAUGGAGCCGUCUAACCCCCUCAUGUUCUUCAUCAACGUCCUGACAAUGUCAAUGGGAAACGUCAACGAUGCUCCUGUCCGGCUAAAUGCUCUAAUGUUGGAAAACGCGAGAGUAUCGAUGCCUAUGCUACUUUCCAGCGUCACGAGCCAUUACACCCAAGAAUUCCUCCGCCAAAUCCACGUUGUUCUCGGUUCGGCCGAUUUCUUAGGAAAUCCUGUUGGUUUGUUCAAUACCGUGAGCUCAGGCUUUGUUGACAUAUUUUAUGAACCGUAUCAGGGUCUCGUCAUGUCGGAUCGACCACAGGAACUAGGGAUCGGAAUUGCAAAGGGCGCUACAAGUUUCGUCAAGAAGUCUGUGUUUGGGUUUUCGGACAGUAUGGCCAAGUUCACUGGAAGUUUGUCGAAGGGCCUGGCGGCAGCAACUCUGGACAAAGAAUUCCAAGACCAACGGAGGAUGGCGAGAGCGCGCAAUCGGCCUAAACAUGCGUUGUACGGAGUUACCUCUGGUGGAAAUGCAUUUGCUCAAAGUAUGGCCAGUGGUAUUGGGGGCCUAGCACGUCAUCCUUUAGAAGGCGCCGAAAAGGAAGGAUUACAAGGCUUCGUGAAGGGAAUUGGCAAGGGGGUUUUGGGUCUUGCGACCAAGCCAGCUCUAGGCGCCUUUGAUCUCGCCUCCAACCUCGCCGAAGGUGUUCGAAACACCACUACGGUUUUUGAUACUGGUGGAUUAGACCGCGUCCGUCUUACCCGCUUCAUUGGCAUGGAUGGCAUAGUCCGGCCCUACUCACAACGAGAAGCACUAGGCCAGUUCUGGCUUAAAACUACUGACGAUGGCAAAUAUUUCAACGACGACUAUCUUGCACAUCUCGAGUUCCCGGGCAAAGAUAUGAUGAUCAUGCUCACGUAUAAUCGCAUUAUGCUCGUUCGGUCCAAGCGCCUAACUGCAGAAUGGGACAUCAAGCUAACCGAUAUCCAAACCAUUUCCAAAGAGAGAACCGGGAUGAGUAUCACUCUCAAGGGUGGUGCAAAUGGCCCUUUCAUACCAGUGCAAGACGAGAGCGCAAGAAAUUGGCUCUAUAAACAGAUCGCUAUUGCUGUAAAUGCAUUUAAUGAGAAAUACAGCGCCAAGGGAUAAUUGGGAAUCAUUUUAUUGUAAGGCACUGGCGUUGAUGAAAAAUGAUGUCUUAAAAAGAAUUAAUGGAGGGAUAGUAAAGGUGGAGGGAAAAGGGGGAAAGCAAAGAAGUCCAAAUCUACGGAAAUAGGAAGCGAGAAGCAAGAGAAGCAAGACGAAGUUUGAUGUGCUGUUUUCACACCAUUGGCAUUGCUUGAUUACUGGUUUUAGUAGUAUAUUUACCCUUGCGCCUUGGUUUUUCCUCCUGAUCUGAUUGUUUUUACUGCUAUUCCUUUUACAUAGAGACCCCAUCCGCGACUUCGUUACGAUGUCAUUUCACGUUGAAUUUGGCCUUGAUAUUAUGUGUUAAUAGAGGGGGGGAAAUGGCUAAGUUAUAUAUUCUAGUUACAUAUUUUCCAGAGAUGCAUGUACUGUACAUGCCAGAAGGGAUCGGCUACUUUCAAGAUUCGAUACCACAAAAUACGAGUAUAUUAUGUUGGUUAUAUAUAUUGUAGUAAAUUGAUAGAAUCCCAAGAUUAAAUCUUAAAUUUCAUUGUUCCUAUUGUUGAACGGUCAUCCCGCGAAGGAGCUAGCGGCACGGAAUAGACAGUUAUUCGUUUCUUUUUCAUACACUCUAAGAUAUUAUUAGCUAGAAAUAUCCCCAGAAAAC
Molecule: messenger RNA, 10949 nt
Organism: Blastomyces dermatitidis ER-3
Lineage: Eukaryota; Fungi; Ascomycota; Eurotiomycetes; Onygenales; Ajellomycetaceae
Product: vacuolar protein sorting-associated protein vps13
Exons: 5
Coding region: 797-10303 (3168 amino acids)
Biological process (GO): late endosome to vacuole transport; protein targeting to vacuole; protein retention in Golgi apparatus
Cellular component (GO): extrinsic component of membrane
Source: RefSeq, a predicted model, not a curated record